Morone saxatilis (striped sea-bass) is the source of this 5252-nucleotide messenger RNA. It is a transcript of the gene agap2, whose product is annotated as ArfGAP with GTPase domain, ankyrin repeat and PH domain 2. Lineage: Eukaryota; Metazoa; Chordata; Actinopteri; Moronidae. Gene Ontology annotation, cellular component: nucleus. Gene Ontology annotation, molecular function: protein binding; GTPase activity; GTP binding. The record is from RefSeq and is a predicted model, not a curated record.
CAGAGUGUGAGGGUGUGUGUGAGGGAUUGGACUCGUUGAACCUGUGCGACAGUGUCUCUAUCGGAAGGCUUCAGAGGCAGUCAGGGGGCUGUUUGAGCAGUGACUUGCCUCAGCGCCUCCUCUGUGCCAGUGCUCUGUUGUCAUGCUCAACGCCUGAUGCACUCAGAGGACACAGGCUGCCCGGGAGACAGCGAGAGGGGCAUGAUGGCCGGACGCGCCCUGACUCGGUCAUGCAUCUCCAGAUAUCCGCCCGAGCUUCUGUUGGCUUCUUCUCCUGAUCCCUUUCAGCCCUCAUCGAUGUCCUUCCUGUGCGUCUCCGAGAGGCUGCCCACCUUCCUGCUGCCGCGCUCCCUGAAUGGAUGCUGCUGUCAACACACAUGUGUGGCUUGCGGUGAGAGCCCAUGAUCUGGACUGGACUGCAUAACAGCUCUGGGUGUACAGUGCCAUGCUGCUUUAGGGUGACACUGAUGCAUUUUUAAAGACUUCACCUUUUCAGGUUACAGCUGCUGUUGAUCACAUUCGUCAUGACGUAUGAUGCGGGGAAGUUGUUAUUCUGAAUUGAAUCAAGAGGAUUGACUGAGCAACACAUGAGAUGGGGGUGCUGCACAUAGAAAUAAGGUCAAAUAAAUAAUUACCAUCAGGAGUGAGGCAUCAGACAUCAUAAUGAAGAUUUAUUUGCCUCAGUGGCUGCAUACAUAUGCAGUGGAUAGAUUUUAAUUGGGUGUUUUCUAAGAACAAAAGAGCUGAUUGGACUGCACUGUCAGUGUGCUGAAGGUUGUCUGAAGAGAUUUCUUUUCUGUGUCCCAGAGAAAUGAAAAUUGCAGUGAGAGAAGAAAUCUGUGACUGAAAUUAAAAUCCGAAACAAAGAAAUAGGGAUUUGGGGGAUGGAUGAAACCAACAGCCCCUCUGCUGUUGUGUCUUCCGAGGAGAAACUUAAUCUCCCUCCAUGUAAGUUUUUUGUCACAGUCGCGCUGUCGGAUUCUUUCACAUCCCAACACGCUGGCAAACUGUCAGUUGUUCAUGUCGCUCUGUCUGGUUUCAUUCAUCUACUGUGUGUCUACUGAAGCCUGACCACAUGAGCGGAGGCGGCGCCCUGCAGCAACGCACCACCUACCUCAUCUCCCUCACCCUGGUCAAGGUAGAGGCUGUGGAGGAGAAUGGAGGGGAGGCCAAGAAGAGCGCCCAGGGGAAGGAGGUGGAGGCCGGGCCAGGAGGAGACGAGGCCCGGGCGGGAGUGGAGGCUGAAGGUGAAGCUCCUGCCCAGACUGAGAAUGGAGCCGGAGUGGAUUUAGGACAAACACAAAGGGCCGAGGAUGCUGCUAUUUUGAAAGAGGGCGAGCUAAUUAAUGAACUCAAAGAUGGAGAGAGAAAACCCCUCAGUCCCCUGAAAGAUAAACCGCCCUCCACUGCUGAUGUCCCGAGUCCAGCGAGCGAGAAGCCACCGUGCAACCUCUCAAUCCCCUUACCUGCUGAGAGAGUGACGAUUCAGAAGGCAACGUCUGCAGAGAUCAAUUCAACACGAGACGAAACGACACUUCCCACCCCUGAGGCAAAGCAAUGCACGUCCCCAUCACUGACCACAACACCCCCGACAGAGGUGAUCGAGCCUAGCCGCACCCCAACCAGGACCAGCCUCCCUAUCCGCCCGGUGGGCCAACGUCCUGUAAGUCUGCUGAAGUCCCACAGCAGUGCAGCCACCCGCGGUCGCGACACCAGGGAGGGUAGAGAGCGCAGCCCUACCUCGGCACAGAGCCUGGACCGCAAGGACUGCCGCAUGCCCACGCGCUCACCAGGCCCCUGCAGGGCCUCGUGGGCCGAGGCGAGCAGGCCCGAUGGAUGGAGGGACCUGCGGGAUGAGGCCCAAGCUGGAAUACCUCUGGAGAUUGGAGGUGGCAUGGCUGCAGUGAUGAGAGACUUGCCCAGGAAGGAGAGACUAAAGACAGGUUCGGCCUCCCUACCGGCGCCUCCUACACAGGCCUCCAAACCAGCACGCAAAGGUAAAAGCCGCACGCUGGAUAACAGCGACCUGAACAGCCUCUCUGAAGACCUGGGGCUGGCCAGGGAAGCCCAGCAGGCGCAGCAGGGCCAGCGAGGCUCCGCCAAAGACAGAAAGAUGCUCAAGUUCAUCAGUGGCAUUUUCACAAAGAGCAGUUCAGGGGCAGCGGGGUCAUCCUCCACAGCGCCUCCUGUCUACAUACAGAGAGACUCCAGUGAGGAGGAAGUAAGUAUUGCCAACACCCAGGAGUGGACGCUGAGCAGAUCCAUCCCAGAGCUCAGACUGGGCAUUCUGGGAAGUCAAAAAAGUGGCAAGUCAGCGCUGGUGAACAAAUACAUCACAGGCAGUUAUGCUGCGAUCGAGAAGCCGGAUGGUGGCAGGUAUAAAAAGGAAGUGGUGGUGGACGGGCAGAGUAAUUUAUUACUGAUCCGGGAGGAAGCUGGUCCACCUGAUGCACAGUUCUGCAGCUGGGUUGACGCAGUGAUCCUGGUCUUCAGUCUGGAGAACGAGGCCAGCUUCCAGGAGCUCUACCAGCGCUACAGCCAGCUGAGUGCACACCGCGCAGACAUCCCAGUCAUAGUGGUCGGCACCCAAGAUAAAAUCAGUAGCACCAACCCUCGUGUGAUUGAGGAUCAGAGAGCCAGACAGCUGUGCAUCGAUGUGCGUCACUCGCUGUUCUACGAGACCUGUGCCACCUAUGGGUUCAAUGUUGACCGAGUGUUUGCGGAGGCUGCCCAGAAGAUUGUAACUCAGAGGAAGCAGGCGGCGCUGCAGGCCUGCAAGUCUCUUCCCAACUCUCCCAGUCACUCUGGAGGCUCCACGCCUGGAUCUGCAUCGUUCCCCGGCCAGGCUAGUAACGGCCAGAAUAGCGGCUACACCUGCUCCCUCCCCUCCACCCCUGUGGUCGGUCACAGAGAGCUGCGGGUUGCAACGGGAGAGGGGGGAGGCAGUGGUAACCGUGCUCUGAAGACCAUCCCCAGACGGCCCUCCCUCUUCAAGAACCGGGACCCGGAUAAGAAGGCGGGCGACGGCAAAGGAGACCUGAGUGGCGCGCGGGGCGUUCCCAUCAAACAGAGCAUCCUGUGGAAGAGAAGUGGGAGCUCGCUGAAUAAGGAGUGGAAGAAGAAAUACGUCACCCUGUCCAACAAUGGCACGCUGUCUUACCACUCCAGCUCCAGUGACUACACUCAGAAUAUCCACGGAAAGGAAAUCGACCUCCUGCGUGUCACGGUUAAAGUUCCCGGGAAACGUCCUCCGAGAGCCGUCGCCCCUGCGGGCCCCUCACCGGUCCCCCCCGGCUCCAUGCCUGGAGUCAACGGGCUGAGUAAGGAGCUGACGGCCGCUGAUAACACCAGCACAGUUCCUCAGCUGUGUCCAGCCACCCUCUCUGUGGUUGAAGACCGGUCUGGUGGUUUGUCGCCUCAGGGAGGAGAGAGAGGACUUCAACGCUGCGCCUCCUCGUUGUCCACCAAAGCACAAAGUGUCGAUGCACUUGAAGGAGCUGCCAGUCCUUUCUCUGGAAAAGACCCCGGUCAGGCAUCUCCCAUGAGCGACAGGAAGAAGAACAGAAGGAAGAAGAGCAUGAAUCAGAAAGGAGAUGCUGCCGUUGGGCAGGCUGAAGUGAGGAGAGAGAGUCGUGGAUUCGUGCGAAGUAUGAACAGCGGGCGUUUGUGGCGACCCUCCAGCCGCCUCCGGGGCCCCAGCUUCCAGAGGACAGUAUGCCGGUGUGGCUGCUCUCCGCAGUGACUGAGCGAGAUCUGCCCAGACUGCUGCUCCUCCUGGCCCACAGCACCAAGGACCAGAUCAAUGCUCAACUGGCCGGGUCGACCUCACUGCCUCGCACGGCCCUGCACGCUGCUUGUCAGCUGGGAGAUGUAGUCAUGACCCAGCUGCUCGUCUGGUACGGAAUCGAUGUGAAAGCAAAAGACAACCAAGGGCAGACGGCCAUGAAGCUGGCCAGAAAAACAGGGAGCAAAGGCUGCAUUGAUAUUUUACUCCAACACGGCUGUCCCAACGAGACGUCCCCGCCCACUGCCACGCCCGUCCUCGCCCGCCGGUCCAGCACUGCCAGCCUGGGCCGAACCAGCUCCAGGAAGCGGUUGACAUAGCGCGAGCCAAGGCCGCUACCUACGGAGGAGCUGGGGGGCCGCGCUGGAGGAUGCUUAUUGUUUAGUGAACCUUUUAAAACAUGGACACAGCAGGACUUUGGAGAGGGUGACAGGACUUUAUCAUAGUAUUAGGAUUUAAAAAAAUAAAAUAAAAUAGUUUCUGAAGACUGAACAACAUAUCAAACAACUUAAAAGCAAUAUUCAUUCAAUUUGUUGAUGACAUAUAUUGCUGAAAUACUGUGUUGUUGUUGACCUCAUUUUAAAAUGACUCAAGUAGAACUUUGUAGCCGUCUUCUGUAAUUUUAGAGCAGACGCUCCGACUGCUUCUGUUUUCACUUCCUCCAGGAGAAGUGCAAUAAUCCAGCUAUGAUGACGAGAAAAAAAAAGCAACAAGAGUUUCAGAGUGUGGGAUGACUGUAUGGUCUCAGCUGUGAGAGAAUCAAUACAUCAAGAGGGUGCUGCUUUUAUUCCAAUUAGUUGUGACUGGACCAAAAUGGCAAUUAUUUUUCCUUUUAGGCUUUACGAAUAAAACCUACAGUAUGUCAUGUUGUUAGUUGUGUGUGCCUGUCGCAGCAGUAUAAAGGUCAGUUUUGACGAUAUAAACUUUUUUCAGUGACGAAUCCCGCUGAAAUAAUCCUGCUUAGACUAGAAAAAUGAAUGGUUUGGAUUAUGAAAUAUGUCAGUGUUAACUCUCACAGGUCAAAGAUAUGGCGUUUUAUUAUACUGUAAAUGUAACUAUACUACAUACUUAAUGUUAAACUGUAACAAAGACACAACUGAAAGAUCAAAGAUUCAAUUUUGUAAAUGAUUUCUACUGGUAGUUUUGACAAUAUGUCGCGUUAGUUUUUUUUCAUUGUCUCUUAUAAUUUCGUAUUCUUCUACAUAAAGGUGUAGAUCGGUAAACAAACGCAUUUACGUAUGUACACAUGUGGCCAUUGUUUAAAAGGUUUAUUUGGGGAUGGCCAGAUGACGGCAUAAAGACAUUAUUCACAUUCAUAUUACUGUUGUGUAGGUCUAUCCCAUGAGUUUACAGUGAAGUAUGAAGAGUUGCAGAUAGUCAUUGUUACUUCUGACACUUUGUGGGUUGUGUGAAUCCUUCAUGAUUCAAAAGAAAUGGUUACCGGAAAUAAAUAAACUUUUUUUAAUUA